UUAUUAUAAAGAAUUCUUUUGGUGGGAUUUAGCACACAUACAAUAUCUAUUAUUUUUAUAGAUUUAACAUAUAUAGAUUAUAUUAUAUUUAAAUUAUAUGAAGUGCAAAUAAAAACAAAAUGAACAAUACUCUACUUCCCGAUAAUCUAGAAAUAAAUUACAGAAACAAUCAUUAUAAAAAUGCUCAAGAUGUAUUAAAUAGUAUUAUUUGGUGUUCUAUUUGUAAUUCAGACUUAAAACAGAAUAUCAUCAUGAAUAAAAAAAUUAUGCUUCAUAAAAAAUUUUUAUGUCUUUGUUGUAAAAAUUGUUUUGAAAAAUUAUCAGAUUCAAAAAAUGGAUGUAUAUUAUGCUCACUCAAAACCAAACUUAAGACGUGUAAAAUAUGUAAUAGCUACAUGUGUAAGAGAUGUAUGGAUAGUUACUACAUAAAGCCAAAACGUUCAAAAAAUUUAAAACAUUGUUUAGGCUGUUCAUCAAGUGUUUUAUGGAGUCUUCGAUCUCAAGCAGCUGCAGUUUUGAAAUGUUUUUCACUGGAACUAGGUACUAGGCUUUUGUUAAAUGGCGAAGAGUCUGAAAACAAACAAAAUUUACGUGAAUUCAUAAUAAAAUCGGCAACAUGUAAUGAAAAUUUUACUCAAGAAGAUAUUUAUCAAAUUAGAGUCUUCAAUUUAAAUAGUUUAUUAAAUUCAAAAAUUGGAUCAUUGUUAAAUGGAUAUGAAAAAUUACAAACAAAAAAUAUUGAACAAUGUCUUAUUAACUUUGGUGAAUUAUGUGAAAAAAUAUUAGUUAACACUUGUUCACUUUUAUCAGAUUCCCAAUGUUUGUACAAUGAUAAAAUGAUUGAAUCAUUAAAUAACAAAAUUAAAUCAAUUUUGAUUAAUGGUAUGUUAUUUAAAACAACUGAAAAUGAUUCAAACAAAUACUCUAAAGAUCCCCAUAGAAUAAAUAAUUUAACAGAACUUACAAAAAACAGAUUACAACAAAAAUGCAGUGUUUUAUUGGAAAAAAUGGACAAAAAUAUUGAAGACCAAUAUUUUUUAAAGAAGGAAUAUAAUAUUAGUAAACAUACUAAUAAUAAAGAUUCAUUUAAUUCCAAAAAUAAAUUAGUGGAAACACAAACUAAUCAACAGGAAAAAAAUUUAAAUCUCACAUUUCCUAUAAAGUCAAAUGAUGUAUCUCAAAUUUCACUAAAAGAAUGUAGAGUACAAUUAAUAAGGUUUGAUGAAGAAACUCUAAUUCACUAUGCUGGUCACAAAUAUAAAAAUAUGAUAAAUAGUAAAGCAGUUAACCAUGAAUGUAACAUACAAGAUACUAGUAAAACAACCAAUUUGCAUAAUAAUAGAAUUUGUCAGAGUCCUAUACUUAAAUUAAAAAGUUUUGAUGCAGACAUUAAUAAUUGUGUUAAAAAAGAGUCUAAUAAUAAGUUGGACAGUAAGGCAAUCGAUAACAACAUUGAAAUUAAUCCAAAAAUAAAUGCUAUGGACAAAGUUCACGAAAAUGUUAAGCCCAAAGAAUGUACUGUAUUAGAAGUAGAAACAUUAGAUAUGGAUGUUACAGAAAAUGUUAAUCAUAAUAAACAGACAAUCAAAGAAGAAACUGAAACCAAAACAAAAAUAAAAAUCAUCAAAAAAAAAUGUCUCAAAAAUCUCCAUUCUUCAAAACAUAAAAAAAUGAAAAGAAAAAAAUUCAAAAAUACUUCAAACUAGUAUUUAUAAUUAAAAAAAUUAAAACAAUAUUGGCCUUUGCACUAUGCAUGGUACCUAAUCAUUUUUGGCUCACUUAUCAAAAUGUUAUAAUUAAAAUUUCAAGAAAAUUUCAUGUGCCAAUAAUAUGCUAAUACCUAUUAAAAGAAAAUAGGGUGAUCAAAAAUUAAAAAAAAAUUCCAAACUUAAUGGAGUUAUAUUUUAUAUCUAUUAUAUAGGACAAUUGAACUUCCUUACCCCCUACAUGUUUUUUAUUUAAUUUUUGUUCAGUGUUCUUAUCUAUCACUGAAUAUUAUGUUAAUAUUAGAUUUGGAUUUUGUUGGUUUUAAUGAAAAAGAAGCAUAAAUUUGUCCAUUAAUGUAUUCCUUUGUUUUGAUUUUAUCACAUUUGACAUAUAAAAUAGACUCUCAUUGAGUGUAUGUGAAAGAGCCUCUUUUUACAAAAACCCUAUUGUUUACUAAAACAAUUACAAAUAAUAAAUAUUAAAAAUAAAAAAAUGUUUUUAAAAGUUUUGAACCUUAGUAAGGCUGUAACUAAAAAAACUCGGGGGGGUCCACACCCUUGGACCCUCCCACCAGUUACAGCUUUGAAUCUAAGUUUGAAUUGGUUAUAACAUUGAUUAUAAAUACUAGCAUUUUUAAUCAAUGAUUAUAGGUACUAACUAUAAAUAAAAGAGUUAUUUGUAGUUGUAGUCUUAUUCUAGGGUAGGACUGGACUGGCCAUAAUAUGCAAGUGUUCUGUAAUGUACUGAGCUGGAUCAAUGUUUUAGCUUGGGGAGGGGAAGUUGUUGAAUAUUUAACUAUAUUACUUAUUGAUUAUUAUAGUUAUUACUAUUGGUAUAUCAUUGUAAAAUACUGGGCUGAAAACUUCCCUGUCCACUGUUCAGUAUGUUAUUAAAUAUAUGUUUUAGUGAAAUUAAUUAUAUUUUGAUUUAUAUAUCUUAUAUUAUAAAAGUGCCAAUUAUUAUUAAAUUAAAUUAAGUUAUGCAUAUACCUCACGCAGGGGUGCACCCAGGAUAUAUUUUUAUAUUUUUGGGAGGAGGGGCUAAAUUCAAAUCAUUUUUAAAUAUUAAUAGUAUUUAUAAUAAUAUAAACAGGUAUCUCCCGGGGCCCGGAAAUGACAGGUAUAAAUAUAUAAUAUUAUGUUAUACCUAAUGUUUCAAUUUUGUUAGUUGAUAAUUUUUUAUAUAAUAAUUUAAAAUCAAUAUACCAAAUCAAAUUACCAAAAUUUUUGGGGCUAGCCAUUUUGGAGGAGGGGGCUAAAGCCCGUUAGCCCCCCUCUUGGGUGCACCCUUGACCCACAAAGUCACGACCUGCCUAUUAAUUUUUCUAUAAUAUUAUGAAUUUAUGACUAGAAUCUAACUCCUUAGCAUUCAAAAUAUUCAAAUGUAUUUAUGUAUAUAUUAUAUUUUGGUCAUUACAUCUUGGGUUAAUGGUUAAUGUAUAUUUUAUUGUUGAUUAUUUAUUUAUUUUUAUGGAAAAAAUGUAAAUGAUUAAAAUUAUUGAAAUUAUUUAAAAUUAUGAUGUA
Molecule: messenger RNA, 3230 nt
Organism: Rhopalosiphum maidis (corn leaf aphid)
Lineage: Eukaryota; Metazoa; Arthropoda; Insecta; Hemiptera; Aphididae
Exons: 10
Coding region: 120-1706 (528 amino acids)
Source: RefSeq, a predicted model, not a curated record